UGGCUCUGGGAGGGGAGUGGGGCCGGGUGGGUUAGAGCGGGGGGGCUGAGAGCCAGGAUUCCUGUGUUCCAUUUAGCUAUUUCCGUGUUGAAAGCGGGAGGUCGGGCCUCUUUCAUGGGGUGGGGGAAUUGUGCCCCAUAGAAAGCAGAGCCAAGUGCAUGCUGGGAAAUGCAAUAAAUUCUCUCCAAUCGGCUGCUCUCCCCGCUGAGCUCUGAGAGCCGCAGGGAGAGGCGGGGUGCUGCUCCCUCCGUCCGUGACUUUGAACCCAGGCGAUCGGCGAAGGAGAGGGAAUGGAGUGUGUUCUCCGGCCCUGCAGGGCUGAAGACUGCGCGGAGGUCAUGCGGAUGAUAAAGGAGCUGGCGGAGUUUGAGGAGCUCCCAGACCAGGUACAAAUCAGCGACCAAGUGCUCAGGGAAGACGGUUUCGCCAACGACCCUUUCUACAGAUGUCUGGUGGCCGAGGUCCCGCCUGAGCAUCGGAGUCAAGACGGACACACCGUCGUAGGGUAUGGCCUCUAUUUCUUCACCUACAGUACCUGGAAAGGCAGGAAUAUCUACAUGGAAGACCUGUACGUCAUGCCUGAGUUCAGAGAUCGGUGUGGAGAACAGAUGCACCCAGCUGAAGUUUGUGGUGCUGGACUGGAAUCGAACGGCCAUCGACUUCUACCAGGGCCAGGGGGCGGUGGACCUCACGACCGCGGAGGGCUGGCACUUCUUCCACGUCGAAGGAGAUGCCCUGAAGCAGCUGGCGCAGGGGCAGCUGGGACACUGACGUGGCCACCAACCCCCACGCCCCUCCCAGAGCCGGGGAGAGAACCCAGGUCUACUGGCUCCCAGCCAUCCCCCCUUCUAACAACUAGACCCUCCUUCCAGGAGGCCUGGCUGGGGAGAUCACAAUCAUCUGUCCUGGCCUUGGAAUCUAGAAAUCUACCCAUGUAUUUAUUAAAUAAAACCCUACCAAAACAAGCCUCUGCAAUGCACGCCCCUCUUUCUCCAGGAGAAGACAAUCACGUGUCUGAUACGGGGCCUGGUUGCUUAAUGGCCUGCGGGAAGGAACUCGGAUACUCCCUGGAUCAUCCAGGCGGGAACCCCAGGGAAGUCCUGUGGCCCCUACAGGACCACAGAUUGUGACCUUAAACUGUAUACAUCUAAGGGGGGUGAGGGCACGGUAGAAGAACCCAUAGUGAGAAGAACCUAUAGAGAAGAGAAGAACCCAUAGAGAUGAGGCUAUAGAGAAGAGCCCAUAGAAAAGAACCUAUGGAGAAGGACCCAUAGAAAAAAGAGACCAUAGAGAAGAGCCUAUAGAGAGGCGAAGAGCGUAUAGAGAAGAACCUAUGGAGAAGGACCCAUAGA
Messenger RNA from Chrysemys picta bellii (western painted turtle), 1352 nucleotides. RefSeq names its product thialysine N-epsilon-acetyltransferase-like. The record is from RefSeq and is a predicted model, not a curated record. Lineage: Eukaryota; Metazoa; Chordata; Testudines; Emydidae. Gene Ontology annotation, molecular function: N-acetyltransferase activity.